Messenger RNA from Pungitius pungitius (ninespine stickleback), 1611 nucleotides. Its product is annotated as Translocating chain-associated membrane protein 1-like 1-like. Gene Ontology annotation, cellular component: endoplasmic reticulum membrane. The transcript has 11 exons. NCBI's taxonomy places the organism in Eukaryota, Metazoa, Chordata, Actinopteri, Perciformes, Gasterosteidae. The coding region runs from base 258 to 1373 and encodes 371 amino acids. The record is from RefSeq and is a predicted model, not a curated record. Gene Ontology annotation, biological process: protein insertion into ER membrane; SRP-dependent cotranslational protein targeting to membrane, translocation.
CUAAACGAAAAAGAAAAGAAAAAAAGAGAAAGUAGGUGUUGUGAUGUAGCGUUUUUGGUGUUGAUGACUACUAGCAAAGCGGCGCGGAGCGGCUAACACCACCCCCACACCCAGGCAAACAGCGACCCAGUGCGGCUAGCGCCAAGACUCAGUGACGAGGGGGGCGGGUGCUUGUGGUUGUGGUUGCGGGGUUGGUGGGGGGGGGCGCAGCAGGGCAGCCCCGGAGCCAGAGAAGUCGAGAGCCGCGUCUGUGAGCCAUGGGGUUCCGCAAGAAGAACAAGAUCCCCCCGGUGCUGAGCCACGAGUUUGUGAUCCAGAACCACGCCGACAUGGUGUCGUGUCUGGCGAUGGUGAUCCUCCUCGGCCUGAUGUUCGAGGUCACAGCAAAGUUCGCCAUCAUGUUCAUCACGGUCCAGUACAACGUGACGCAAGUUCUCGACGAGAAAAGUGACCCGGUGAACCUGUACCAGUACGGCCCCAAGGAUGCGGCCACCGUGUUUUUCUACCUUCUCAUCGCGGUCAUCCUUCACGCCUUGAUACAAGAGUACAUCCUCGACAAAAUGAACAGGAAGUUGCACCUGUCCAAAACCAAACACAGCAAGUUCAACGAGUCCGGACAACUGGCGACGUUCUAUCUGUUCUCCUUCAUCUGGGGCGGCAGCAUUCUAACGGCGGAGGACUUUGCAACAAAUCCUACUUUCUUAUGGGAGGGUUACCCACACACUCACAUGGUUUUUCAGGUCAAGUUCUUCUACGUUUGCCAAAUUGCCUACUGGCUCCACGCGCUUCCCGAGCUGUACUUUCAAAAAGUACGCAAGGAGGACAUCCCCCGUCAGCUCUAUUACAUCUGCCUUUACGUCGUCCACAUCGCCGGUGCCUACGUCUUAAACCUCCACCGACUGGGCCUGGUGUUGCUGGUCCCCCACUACCUGGUGGAGCUGCUGUUCCACGCCUCGCGCCUCUUCUACUUCAGCGACGAGAACAAGCAGAAAGGGUUCACUCUGUGGGCGCUGCUGUUCGUCAUCGCCCGCCUCCUCACCCUCACCCUCUCGGUCCUGACCUUCGGCUUCGGGCUCCCCCGUACGGAGAACCAGGGCUUCUCCCUCGCCAGCGGCAACUUCAACGUGCUCACAAUAAGGAUGAGUUGCCUGGCAGCAAUCUGCCUGACACAGGCUUGGAUGAUGUGGAAAUUCAUUAACUUCCAGUUGAAGAAGUGGCGGGAGCACAGCCAGAACCAGGCCUCCAAGAAGAAGGCGGUGAGCCCGAAGAGCAGGCCUCACAAGAGGGAAGCGGCCAGAGGAGGUGCCUCCAAUGGCGUCGCCAAGUCCGAGGAUAAAACGUCGCCGCGGGCGCGGAAAGGCAAAGCUUCGUAGAGAUGGGCGAGGAGGGGAUGGUGGUGGAGGAGGAGGAGGAGGCUGAGGAGGAGGAGGAGGAGGAGGAAUAAACUGACUGAGGGAGUGCUGACGAUUACGUCUUUACACAAAUCCGAUUAUGUCCAGUUGCUCUCUGAAAGGUCAAGAGUUCAGUGUCCCAGUCUGGUAGAAUGGUUAUUCACUUUGUUUCUUUGGCCAUGGGACUGUGGGGCAGGGGGGAGGAGUGUGUAUGUGUGGU